Molecule: messenger RNA, 357 nt
Organism: Fusarium graminearum PH-1
Lineage: Eukaryota; Fungi; Ascomycota; Sordariomycetes; Hypocreales; Nectriaceae
Exons: 2
Coding region: 1-357 (118 amino acids)
Source: RefSeq, a predicted model, not a curated record
AUGCUUGCUAAAGUCGUCUUCGCUAUUGCAUUCGCAACUCUUGGUAUGGCCAUGCCCCAACGUGGUGGCAACAACAACAACAACAACGGGAACGCGCAACAGGCGCGUGUUGAGGACCUACGCAACAAAGGACUCACGUGUAACGACCGAGGUGACGGCAUCUUUGUUUGCGAUGACGGCCUCGGUGGUAACUGCUUCAAACUGAAACAAACUCUGGGUGUCAACGAUGGAGGCAUAUCUCGUUCUUGUAUCGAGUAUCUACAAAUUCAUGUUGGACAGAUAAAAACAACAGAUGCUUAUCCAUCACGAGACAUUUCUCACUCAAGUGAAGAAACAAAUGUGAUCUGUGAAUACUAA